Molecule: messenger RNA, 1119 nt
Organism: Brenthis ino (lesser marbled fritillary)
Lineage: Eukaryota; Metazoa; Arthropoda; Insecta; Lepidoptera; Nymphalidae
Source: the annotation of a GenBank genome assembly
AUGGUACGGAAACAAAAUUUUCCUUUGCAACGCACUCGUGAGCAAGCUUACGUGUAUGCGAUGUCAGCGGCGGCGCUAUCAUGGUCGAUAGCGCGUGCUUGCGCCGCGGGCGCUCUCGCCGCGUGCUCGUGUGCGGCGCCGCCCCGCGCGCCGCCGCGCCCGCCGCGGCAGGCCGUGCCGCCUGAACCACAGGCACGGUUUAAGUGGGGUGGAUGUGGGGAUAACUUUCAAUGGGCUGAGAGAUUUGCCAAACAGUUUCUGGAUACACAUGAAAUAGACGUACGCGAUGGCAGAAUAGAAGAUGAAAUUAUCGACUUCGAAACGACUACGGAAAAACCGACAACUACCGCAGAACCAACCACAGCGCCACCAGUAGUCAUCCUUGUUGAUGAUCAACCGGCACCGGCAAAUACUAGCAUGGCGCCCAGGAGGAAGGGCAAGAGAGGAAAAAAACGUCUUCCACGAUCUCCACGCAGAGGGCGACCUACAAGAAAAAGAUUCAGAUCUAGAUACGAUUAUGAAGAUGACGAGAAAGAAUACCAAUAUCGAAAUAUUGAGUACCGAAUGGCUGCGGACGACCCCCGCUUUGAUCCACAAGUGGACCUGCACACGCGCCUUCACCACCUACGAACUCUUAUUGCUUCUGCUAACUUGGUCAAUAACCGAUUUGGAAGAAGAGUAGUGUCACAAGGUAUGCGCACCAAGUGCACUUGCCACGGCGUGUCGGGCUCGUGCUCGGUGCGCACGUGCUGGCGCGCGCUUACCGCACUGUCCCGCGCCGGCGCCGCACUGGCGCGCGAGGCGGGCCGCGCCGCCGCGCUGCCGCCGCGCGCGCCGCGCCCGCGCCCGCUGCGCCGCGCGCGCUCGCGCCUGCGCUACGUCACGCCCAGCCCGGACUACUGCGAGCCGGAUCCGGCGGCCGGCUCGCUGGGCACUCAUGGCAGGAAGUGCAACGCGUCGCUGGGGCAGGGCGCGGGCGGCUGCGCGCGGCUUUGCUGCGGGCGCGGGCGACGCGCGCUGCGCGCGGCGCGCCUCGAGCGCUGCCGCUGCCGCUACCACUGGUGUUGCCGCGUCGACUGCCAGCUGUGCCGCGUCACCACAGAGGAGCACUACUGCAAU